Molecule: messenger RNA, 1367 nt
Organism: Varroa destructor (honeybee mite)
Lineage: Eukaryota; Metazoa; Arthropoda; Arachnida; Mesostigmata; Varroidae
Source: RefSeq, a predicted model, not a curated record
AUAGCAAUUUCACGGUGGCUACAAUCAUAUAUCAACAGUAUUUUGGUGAUAUUUCUCAUGUUCACGUAUCGUUUUUAACGAAUUGUCAAAAUUGACACACGACGAAUUGAUGCCUUGAAACUAGCUUAUUGUUUUUGUCAGACCCAACUCACGAAAUAGCAAGAUGUGCACAUAAUAGAAUAUAGACGGCGCCAGGGUGCACAGCCCGCGAACAGCGUCGCUGCCGUUAUCAAAGUGUCGCAAAAAGUUAAGCUGAAGCAAAUGCAAAAAACAGCUGGGACGUGUUAAGCAUAUGAAGUCAUAUUGCAAGCAUUUACAAGAAGACAGCAGUACCAGAGAUUUUGUGUGCACUGUGGCUAUUUAUAGGAAUUAACUUGGUUUCCAAACUAGUUCACAUGUUCGGUGAAUGGAUCGUCUACAUAAACAGCAAACUGAAACCAUGACGCCGGAGGAACAAGAACGAGAUCUUGUAGAACGCGAAUUAGCCGAAUAUGUGAAACGCUACUUCAAAGGAGCACUUGCAAAGGCGACAGAGUUGACGGUGAAGAGUUCGCGCUCAAGACACGCAGUCGAUAUCCAGAAUCUUGCUUCUCAACAUUAUGAAGAAGGUGUCCGCAAAAGCUUCGAUGCUAUACAUAAGCUAUUUAAAAGCGAAGGUCUUCUGGAACAAAUGACGAAGUUAAGGGAGAUGGACAAGCAACAAAAGCAGUUUAAAGGCACAACCGUAAGACGACCCACUGGCAUCGCUUCGAUAGAUACUCAACUCUUGGUAGAUGUGCUAAACACUGGUCUGUUACGUAAGGAACGUGAGAUCUUAGAAGAGCUUAAACAGGAGCAGGACAAGCUUAUUGAUGAGCUAACAAAUUUAUCUCCAAGCUGAUCACGAGAAAAAGUCGUUUUCCCGUUGUGCUGAUUGAACGCUUUUGCUGGGAAUCGUGGUUGGACGAAUACCAUCUCUCUGGAGUGGAUUCGUAUGUGCGUGUGGGAGAAGAAAUAGCGGUUUCAGCGUCACGUAUGGCGGAACAGCGAAGUUGGAUACCGUGCUCGCUUUAUAAUUACCGUUUAAAAAUUUCUUUGUUUCAUUUACUAUGACCAUACGAUGCUAUGUUCCUUCCACGGUGAAAUAAUGAACGGAGGUGCUAGAUAUGCAGCUUGUAUAAAUUUAUCAUCUAGGCGAGUACACAAAUGAAUAGCUCUAAACGUAUGUCGGCGAUAGCGAAACGACAGCAGCUGAGCACAUCGUAAAACAUUUAGUAUUUUCGGGAGCACGUGUAUGAAGUAAUAUGUCUUGUUUGUGUUGCUUAACAUGUGUAUAAAGAGUAACUUCUAGUACAGCUUUUAUCCGUAUAAAUCUGUGCAAAAUGUUA